Molecule: messenger RNA, 4331 nt
Organism: Mus pahari (shrew mouse)
Lineage: Eukaryota; Metazoa; Chordata; Mammalia; Rodentia; Muridae
Gene: Fam13a
Product: family with sequence similarity 13 member A
Exons: 18
Coding region: 181-2301 (706 amino acids)
Source: RefSeq, a predicted model, not a curated record
CUGGAACAAAAGGUCAAAGUGGACUGCAGUGUAAAUGUGGAGGCAGCCGAUAAAUAUCCUUGCCUGCAGCUGGAGGUGGAGAGGCAGUGUCAGCUGCAGCAGGUUGUGUGUUCCGCGGGUCCUGCAAACAGGGCUUGACUGGAAGGCACUCGGGGAUUCCGUGCAGAUUCGCACACGAGGAUGGCUUGUGAAAUCAUGCCGCUGCGAAGCUCACAGGAAGAUGAAAGACCUUUAUCACCUUUCUACCUGAGUGCUCAUGUCACCCAAGUCAGCAAUGUUUCAACAACCGGAGAACUCUUAGAAAGAACCAUCAGGUCAGCCGUAGAAGAGCAUCUUUUUGAUGUCAACAACUCUGCAGAACAAAGUUCAGAGGACUCAGAACCUGGACCAUCAUCAGCAUCUUCUGUACCUACCAGGCAGCGAGGGCAUCAAUUUAAGAAGCAGGAUGAUGUUUGGCAUGGUUGCGACAAGGAGCUUAUCAACAAGGAGAAUAUCCCCUCUGGCUUCAGCAGCUGUGCUGGGUGCAUCCUGAACAGUCAGGAAGCAGAAAGAUUCCAGGACGAUAUUUGUGACUGCGUUGGGGAAAGAAGCAAACCCAAGCGUCAGAAAUCCAGUUCCAGGCUUGCCGAGAAAUCCAGUUCCAGGCUUGCCGAGCUCAGGGAUAGCCAUGAUGGGCCCCUGGUAAGGGAAGUUUCAAACAUGGAAAGUCUCAGUUCCAUGCAAUCUCAAGAAACACUGGAACCUGAAGCUGCUGAAACAUUAUCUUCUGAGAGCAAAGAAAUUGAAAGAGGCGGUAGAGACACUCAGCGUUGUGAGAACCCCACAAUGAAGAUUCAGGAGCAUCCCAGUCUAUCUGAAACCAAGCAACAGAGGAAUCAAGAUGGUGAGAAUCAGCAGGAGAGCUUUGUCCCAGAUAUGCCCCAGUUGGACCUGACAGCACUGUGCGAUGAGAAGACCUGGGAAGAACCCAUCCCUUCCUGGCAGCAAGAGAAUGCAGACUCUGACGAAGCCCGUCUCUCACCACAGGCUGGGCGCCUGAUUCACCAGUUUCUGGAUGAAGACAGUGACCCCAUGCUGUCCCCCAGGUUCUAUGCCUAUGGGCAGAGCAGGCAGUACCUGGAUGACACAGAAGUACCUCCUUCUCCCCCCAAUUCCCAUUCUUUCAUGAGGCGGCGAAGCUCCUCCCUGGGGUCCUAUGAUGAUGAACAAGAGGACCUGACACCCGUGCAGCUCACCAGAAGGAUCCAGACCCUGAAAAAGAAGAUUCGAAAGUUCGAGGACAGGUUUGAAGAAGAGAGGAAGUACAGACCCUCUCACAGUGACAAGGCAGCUAAUCCAGAGGUUCUGAAAUGGACAAAUGACUUAGCCAAAUUCCGGAAACAGCUGAAAGAAUCAAAACUGAAGAUCUCUGAAGAGGAUCUCACCCCCAGGACACGGCAACGAAGUAACACACUCCCCAAGAGUUUUGGUUCCCAGCUAGAAAAAGAAGAUGAGAAGAAGCAAGAACUGCUGGAUAAAGCCAUCAGGCCCAGUGUUGAAGCUACACUGGAAGGGAUACUAAGGAAACUCCAAGAGAAGCGAGUGGAGUCCAGCCGUCCCGAGGACAUUAAGGAUAUGACCAAGGACCAGAUUGCUAAUGAGAAAGUGGCUCUGCAGAAAGCCCUGCUAUACUACGAAAGUAUCCAUGGGCGGCCGGUGACAAAGACUGAGCGCCAGAUUAUGAAACCGCUGUAUGAUCGGUACCGACUAGUCAAACAGAUCCUGUCCCGGGCCAGCACUGUCCCCAUCAUUGGUUCCCCCUCCAGCAAACGGAGAAGCCCUUCACUGCAGCCGAUAAUCGAGGGCGAAACUGCUUCCUUCUUCAAGGAGAUAAAGGAACAAGAGGAGGGGUCAGAAGAUGACAGCUCCACAAAGCCAGACUUUGCUGCCACUUUGAAAACAGACUGCAGUGCACAUUGCUUUCUGGACCAACUUGAAGAUGAUGCUGAUGGAUUUAUUUCACCAAUGGAUGACAAAAUGCCAUCGAAAUGCAGCCAGGACUCAGGCCUUUCAAACCUCCACUCUGCUUCAAUACCUGAACUCUUGGAAUACCUUCAGGAAAUGAGAGAAGAAAAGAAAAUGAUUCGAAAGAAACUUCAUGAUUUUGAAGACAAUUUUUUCAGACAAAAUGGGAGAAAUGUCCAGAAGGAAGACCGCACUCCAAUGGCCGAAGAGUACAAUGAAUACAAGCACAUAAAGGCGAAGCUACGUUUGCUGGAGGUGCUCAUCAGCAAAAGAGAUUCUGAUUCCAAAUCCAUGUGAAGGACUGGUAGUGUGGAUGAAUGACAGUUCUCCCCAGAAGGAAAGAACAGCUCUGGAAGGCAGUCUUGGAACUAUACUCACAAAGCAGGCAAUCCCCUGCCUCUGACCCAUCAGACUGACUCCUGCUUCCAUUGUCUGCCUUAGAAACUGCCUGCAUGGAAGACACCAGUGUGAGCUGACUAAGGGAUUUUAUAGUGGCAGAGUCAAGACUCCUACACAUAUCAGUACACACUGCAGUAGGAACUUCACUGACUUUAGACACACCAUCAGACUCGGCAGAUCACCUGUUGUUGUUCCCUGACAACUGAGAAACAUGAGGCCAUUCUAAAACUGUGACAGGCACCAGCUCAGGACUUCCCUUGCAGAGCCUGCUUGUUGUGGAGGUCCGUGCUCGCCCCGGACCCCACAUGGUUGACCACAUUAUUUGCUGCCUUGGCCAUUUCCCGAGCUGCACUUAUCCACUCCUACAAACCCAUUUCCCUGUUAGCUCUCAGGUAGAAGGAGGCUGCAUCCAUCCAGUGGCGGGGCAGUCAUUUCAUUGUUUCGACCUCUCAGCUGGCAGACUUUAAGUCCCUGCCUCAUACCUGUUUACGCUGAGGACAGAGUGACUACCCAAGUAGCUAUGCAGAUGUUAUUUUCAAAUCAGGUGACAGCUGAAGAGCCUGAAAACUCUUCAAGACACUGACUGCACUUUCCAGUCUCAGACAUUGAUGCCGAACACAAAAUGAGGCCGGUGUUCCUAUGAUAACCUGUUUGGGGCUCAAUUUUGUUGUUGCACUAGCCAAACAAAGCAGUCUUGCUUCAUUAUUAGACAAGGAAUAGAAUAUUAUGGGAGAGAGGGAGUCUGUAUCAGUCUCCUAAACUUACCAGAGCAUAAUUUUUCUACGAAAGUAAAUCUGCACUAAAAUCCCUAAAUGGAUGGGUAAGAUGUAGUAACCCUAAGCGCUCAGCUCAUUCUCAAGGCAGAAUCUAGAUCACACCGUUUUCAAGAUGAUACAUAAACAAAAUGGUGUGUGGCCCAUUUUGAUGCUGUGGUUUUUGUUUUUGUUUUUUCCAAAGACUAUGUCACAAAGCUGUCUAUAUUAGACAUUUUGGAGGGACCAGGGAACUUAAGACACACACCACCCCCAUUCAUCUCUUCUGUGUGCCUGCAGUCACUCCUGUGAUUGUUCUUUCUUUUCAUCUACCAAUUUUGCAGGCUUGGUUUUGCAGCUGCGCAACAGCCUUGCCUCUGAAAGACUGCACUGUAGGCUAGGCAGACAGCAGGGAGACCCCGUUCUGUUUGGAGAGUCACCUUCGAGAGGGCACAGUGUUAAUGAGGAGAAUGGAAAACUGUAUCACCAAUUACAAUGAUAAAAUAGGUUUCGGGGUCUCUAAUCAGAUGAUUUUUCAGCACUGAUCCCCCACUGUAGCUCUGUCACCAGGAGGCUCUUUCAGUAACGGGUGGGGUGGGGUGGGUAGAGGAUUCCUUUAGUUUUGCUUUUACAAACAAUCCACUAGAAGCAUGAGCUAUGUGUUGGAAAUAUUGUUUUUAUCCACACACUUAAAGACGAUACAUAAUCCUACAAAUUUCAAUGUACAUGAAAAUGUAGUUUGAUAUUCUUUGCUCUGCUGUUUACAUUUGCUAUGAUUUCCAGGAGUUAUACUAUGAAUAAAAUUCUGUAAUGUAGGAUGUUUUCUAUUUUUUGAGGCCUGAACAUGAAUCAUGCACAUGACCAAAAAAUUGUAUUUUUAAAAGGAAAUCCAUAUCUAGUCUGUAAUUUUUAAGUACUUAAUCUCCUAAGGAAACUGGAAUGACUCAAAUCAGCACCAGUUAACUUUUAAAGCACAUCUGCUUAAGAGCACUGUUUUGAAAAGAAUACACUAGAGAUUUCUUCUUUAAAGCUGCAUACAAAUGAGAAGCUAUUAGAUGUUUUGAAAUCCAUCCUUUGCACCAAAGCUAAAUGAACUAAGAUUUAUUCACGACUCCCCAUUCAGUUUUAUGUGAUCAAUAAAAUACCACGUUAUUGGAAAAUAAAUCAUGUAUGGAA